AUGGCGGCGCUCAUGAACCGUGAUAUUUUUGAUGAUAUAAUUGCGAAAGUUUUCGGUGUUGGUGCCCUAAAGUCUCAUCAGUUGGAGACAAUCAUCAUGGCACGGAAAAUAAAAAAUGAUUUUGUUAAACUCUGUACAGCCGCCAUUUUUCUUUCGUGGACUCAGGUUGUUAUAGUAAGCUGCCAAGUGACUACAGAUUCAACUGAAACUAUGGAACGCAAUGUAACUACAGAACCCAUGGCAACUACAAAACUCAAUGUAACUACAAGACUCAAUAUAACUAAAGAACCGAUGGUAACCACAGAACCCAAUGUACCUACAAAACCCAUGGUAUCUACAGAACCCAACGUAACUACAGAAUUAAUGGUAACUACAGAACCCAGUGCAAGUACCAAACCCAACGUAACUAUAGAACAUAACGUAACUACAGAAAUCAAUGUAACUGCGGAACCCAAUGUAACUACACAACCCAAUGUAACUGCACGACCCAAUGCUUUUACAGAACCAACUGUAACUGCAAAACCCAAUAAAACUACAGAACACAUGGUAAGUCCAAAACCCAGUGUAACUACACAAUCAAUAGUGUCUACAGAAUCAAUGGUGUCUACAGAACCCAGUGUAACUACAGAACCCAGUGUAACUACAGAAUCAAUGGUGUCGACACGACCCAGUGUAACUACCGAACCCAAUGUAACUACAGAACCUACUGUAACUACAGAACCCAGUGUAACUACAGAACCCAGUGUAACUACAGAACCCAGUGUAACUACAGAAUCAAUGGUAUAUACACAAUCCAGUGUAACUACAGAACACAGUGUAACUACAGAACCCAAUGUAACUACAGAAUCUAGUGUGACUAUAGAAGCAAAUGUAACUACAGGGCCCAGUGUAACUACAGAAUCAAUGGGAAAUAGAGAACCUAAUAUAACUACAAAACCCAAUUUAACUACUGAGCCCAGAGUAACUACAGAACCCAAAGUAACUACAGAACCUAGUGUGACUAUAGAAGCAAAUGUAACUACAGGACCCAAUGUAACUACAAAAUUAAUGGGAACUAGAGAACAUAAUGUUACUACAGAACUCAAUGUAACUACAGAGCCCAGAGUAACUACAGAACCCAAUGUAACUACAAAAAACAGUGUAACUACAGAAUCAAUGGAAACAAGAGAACCCAAUGUAACUACAGAACCCAUGGUUACUACAGAAGCAGAUGUAACUACAGAGUCCAAUGGUAUUACAGAAGCAAUAGAAACUACAGAACCCAAUAUAAAUACAAACCCCAGUGUAACUACAGAACCCAUGGUUACAACAGAACCGGAUGUAACUUCAGAACUCUUGGUAACUACAGAACCCAGUAUUACCACAGAACCCAAUGUAACUACAGAAUCCAGUGUAACUACAGUCUCCAUGGUAACUACAGCACCUAGUGUAACUAGAGAGCCCAGUGUAACUACCGAACCCAAUUUAACCACAGAACCCAGUGUAUCUACAGAACCCAGUAUAACUACCGAACCUAAUGUAACCACAGAACCCAGUGUAACUACAGAACCUAUUGUAACUACAGAGCCCAGUGUAACUACCGAACGCAAUGUAACCACAAAACCCAGUGUAACUACAGAACCCAGUGUAACUACCGAACCCAGUGUAAACACAGAACCCAGUGUAACUACCGAACCCAAUGUAACCACAGAGCCCAGUGUAACUACAGAAUCAAUGGUGUCUACAGAACCCAGUGUAACUACAGAACCCAGUGUAACUACAGAAUCCAUGGUAACUACAGAAUACAUGAUGACUACAGAUGUCUUGUGCGCAACCAACGUUACUUGGUAUGGGAGUAACUUUUAUCAGUUUCAAGUAGAAGAACAUUCUCCCCCAGACACGUUUGUUGGUGACAUAUCAGUAGAAGCGUACGACAUGCAAGAACCAGUUUACUCAAUACUAGAAGACUAUGCUGACAGUGUAUUCAACGUGACUGGUGAUGGUUAUAUUGUCACGGAUGGUGAUAUAGACAGAGAAGUGAAUCAGACCAUAACAUUCACUGUUGUUAUUCAGAAUCAAUAUAACACUGUCACAGUUAAAUACGUUCCUGUGCACGUAACUGUGUUAGACAUCAAUGACAACAUCCCCAUAUUUUCACCCACAAUAUAUAUUACAGAGAUAUUGGAAUACUCAGCAGCGGACACCUUUAUUUCCCCUGUGUAUGCAACUGAUUUAGACUCGGGAAAAAGAGAAUCCAACGUUACCGACUUCACAAUUAAUUCAAAUACGGGAAUAGUUACAACAGCGAAACCGCUCGACAGAGAAGACAGAUCUUCAUAUCGAUAUUCAAUUAUGGUCUAUGUUGAAGAUGACGCUAUAUGUCUCGUUGAUCCGAUCAUAGCGGAGCUUAAGGUCAUGGUCGUUGACGAGAAUGACAACUCUCCAUAUUUUGCACGUGAUUAUUAUGAAGGUCAGGUGGAUGAAAUUGACCAGCUUGAUGAGACUCCCCAGGGAGGUGAAGAAGUCCUUCUGACUUAUCCAAUAAUGUCAACAGACUGGGACUAUGGAUUCAAUGCUUCAACAAUAUAUACACUCGCUGGUGAUGGUCACGAACAGUUUAAAAUAGAUGAAAAAACAGACUUGGAUCGUGAAGAACGAGAUCGUUAUGAUUUAGAAGUGAUAGUUUCUGAUCGUGAUGGUGUAGAUGACCUAAGUCUUAACACUAGUGUCCCAUUAAUUAUAGAACUACUUGACGUAAAUGACAAUUAUCCACAAUUUACUGAAAAUGAGUAUUAUUACAAAAUUUGUGAGAACACGCCCACUGGAUACGAGAUUGACGUUAUUACUGCCACGGAUAAAGAUAUUGGAAACAAUGCCGUGAUCAGUUUUGCGAUUCAUACGGGCACAUAUGGUCAUUUCGAAAUCAACCGAAACACUGGCGUUUUGAGCGUAACACACACUCUUGACCGUGAAACCAAAGCAAAAUAUACAUAUAACAUUUCGGCUAGUGACCAUGGCGUACCUAUUCUAACUAACUAUACUGAAGUUAUUAUUGACUUACUCGAUAUCAAUGAUAACCAACCAACAUUUACGCAAAGUGCGUAUAGAGCCCAGCAAGAAGAAAGUGUCCCUAUUGGAACAAGCGUGUUACAAGUAACAGCUGUGGAUUCAGAUGCAGGUGAAGUAAUGACACUUGUGGCGCUUGAUUACGAAGAUACAGAUGGCAGAGUUUACACGAUUUACGUAUUUGCCGAAGAUUGCGGCGAACUGUCCCAUACAGGUUCCAGUCAGGUUACAAUCACCGUCACUGACAUCAAUGACAAUGCACCACAGUUUGCAAGCACGUAUGAAUGCACUAUUGACGAAACCAUGAUUGUAGGUGACAUAGUUGUGAUAGUAGAGGCUACAGAUGCUGACAGUACUACCAAUGGAGAGGUGACGUAUUUUCUUGACAACAAUGAUUUCUCUAUUGAUGACAGCGGUGUGAUCACACUUGCUACAGACGCCAGGUUUAUCAUCUGCGAAAAUGAAGACUGCUGUGCUGAGAUCAACGUUACUGCACGGGAUGGCGGUGUACCUUCUCUCUACUCAAGUACUAAUGUGUUUGUGUCAAUGACUGAGGGAGGUCGUGGAUUGGAAUUCAAUCAAAAAGAAUAUCGUGAACAAGACCCACCCAUAUAUGUGCUAACAGUGUCAGUUACUAACGACGAUACAGUGGAUUACCACAUUACUAGUCAUGUGAACGAGUUUGUGAUCAACCCAACAACGGGUGAUAUCUUCACUGCUAUAAAGUUGGACAGGGAGGAAGAAGCAAGGUAUUCAUUCUCUGUUGCAGCUAGAGAUCCUGCUGGAGAUUAUUAUGAAGGCUAUACAUUGGUAAAUAUUUUGGUUAAUAAUAUCAACGACAACAGUCCAAUAUUUGACAGACCGUAUUACAGCGGUGAAGUGAAUGAGGGAAAUUAUACUACGCGGUAUGUUGCAAUAGUGACUGUGAUAGCAACUGAUGCAGAUACGGGUCACAAUACUGAAAUAACGUACAGCAUAACAGAUGGACAUAAUGGUGAGUUCUUCAUCGAUUGGAAUGGAACCAUAUAUGCUGCUGGUAAUAUUGACAGAGAAGAAAUUGCUUUGUAUACGUUAACAGUUAUGGCCACAGACAAUGGGGAAGAACCACAGAAUAGUACUGUUCCUGUAGACAUCAUAGUUAUUGAUCUCAAUGACAACACGCCUACAUUCACGGAAAGUCACUACAAAGGUUUUGUUGAGGAAAAUGUACAGUAUUACGUCAAAAUCGUCGAAGUGAGUGCAACUGAUGCAGAUGAAGGUUCCAAUGCUGAUGUGUACUACACAAUUUUGUGUGGGGACGACGGCGACUUUGUAAUUGACAUGUAUUCUGGGAUCAUCGCUCCUGCUGCAAAUGCUGAAAUUGAUUAUGAGAUGAAAUCGAACUACACAUUGAGGGUUUCAGCGCAAGAUGGUGGAACUCCUUCUUUAAGGAAUGGUAGUAGCGUUUACAUACAGGUGAUCGAUGUCAAUGAUAAUGAACCUACUUUCGUUGGUGAACCAUACGAUGCCGAAGUACUCGGUAAUGCAGAUGUUAAUACAACAGUGAUUACUGUAGUUGCCAUGGAUGCUGAUUCCGGAGAGAAUGGCAGAAUCACAUAUACUAUGAAAGGUGUGCUGCAUGGGGAAAUCAAUACCUACGCACCUGUAUGUGAUCCAUCAAAUUGCACUGCCGGAGUAAGCGAAGAUGCACCCGAUGGUACCUACGUUGUCAAGGUUAUUGCUACGGACAAAGAUGCAGAAAAUAAAUCUGCAUCUGAAAUUGAUGGGUCUGGAAUUGUCUACUACGAAAUUGUUCAAGGAAACGAUAACGGCUUCUUUGAAAUAGAUGUAAACACUGGAGUAAUACAAACCAAUGGUACGAUUGACUGGGAAGUGGAAGCGAUUGUGUAUCUGAUAGUCUCAGCAUAUGACGGGGGAAUACCAUCAAACCAAGACAAUGCUACUGUUGAUAUCACUUUAUUAGAUGUCAACGAUUACCCACCUACUAUUGAUCCAGACGAAAUGUUUUCGUUUGUUUACCAUGAUUCUCCAAUAGGAACAUUUGUUGUAGAUGUCAAUGCCACGGACCCAGACAUGAUUGGAAACAUAACAUAUUCGCUGUCACCUACAAAAGAGUCUGUCCGAGUCCUGUUCGAAAUCGAUGAACAGUCUGGCGUUAUUACAACGAACGCAAUAUUUACCAUUGAUGUGGCAGAUUCAGAGUAUUUGUUGAUUGUUAUAGCAAUAGACGGAAACUCUGACUAUGAACACAACGACUUUGGGUAUGUCACGGUUAAAUUACGUUAUAACGAUCCAAACACAAACAGUCCGGUAUUUUCAGAAGAUGAAUACUCCACAGUGGUACCCGAAGAUCUACCACCUGGUUCAAUUCUAGACUUAGACAUCAUAGCUAUCGAUAUCGAUGAUGGUGACGAUGGAAAUGUGAUGUAUUCACUUGCAUAUGAAGGAAAUGAGAGGGGAAUAUUUGAGAUCGAUCCAGUUACUGCCAAUAUAUCCACUCUUUAUUCGCUGGACCCCUUCGAGAUAACACCAUUUUACAAUUUGACUGUUAUCGCUACUGAUGGAGGAGAACGACCUAAGUCAAGUACUGUUCCUGUAUAUGUUACUGUCACAGACGUAAUAGACUCAACUACACCAAGUUAUUCGGAAUGCCUGUCUGAAGAUGACAAAUGUAACUGUAAAAUAUUAGCAACAGUUAUAAUGCUGUUAAUAUGUAUUGUUGCUGCGAUUGCAGUCUAUUAUUUCUGUAGACUAAGAUGUCAAGAAAAAGAGGGAUAUAAAUUGCGACACAGAAAAAGAAGUGCAACAGAGGGCAAAAGUGGUGAAUUUGCAAAAAUGAAGACUGCAAGUCUAACAUUUUUUCCUAAAGAGAAUACUGACAUUUUGGAAGUACACAAUUUUAUUGUAAAAUUGAGGGAAAUGGGUUACAUCAAACCGCAACGCGACGAUUUUACUAAAUUACAAGAUAUAUUGUGUUCUGCUGGCAGAAAUGAUCUUGCAGAUAAUAUACCAUCUAUGUGGAUACAAAAACAAAUUGAGUAA
This is a messenger RNA of Saccoglossus kowalevskii, 6087 nucleotides long. RefSeq names its product protocadherin Fat 4-like. The record is from RefSeq and is a predicted model, not a curated record. NCBI's taxonomy places the organism in Eukaryota, Metazoa, Hemichordata, Enteropneusta, Harrimaniidae.